This is a messenger RNA of Striga asiatica, 1413 nucleotides long. NCBI's taxonomy places the organism in Eukaryota, Viridiplantae, Streptophyta, Magnoliopsida, Lamiales, Orobanchaceae. The record is from the annotation of a GenBank genome assembly.
CUAAUUUCAACAAGGGAAUGAGUGAUUUAUGUUUGAUGCUUUUACAAGGUAUUAAAAAGUAAUACUCAUGACCUUUUUUCUUUUUUGGGUAAAUUAAUUAAAAAAGUUCUGCAACUAUAUACAAAUUCCAUCGGGCAAAAAAAUAUCUAUGACCCGAACACACUUUUUGCAGUUUGCAGUCAUACAGUGCUCUUGCCGUUAACUAGAUAAGCCUCCGCAGACCACCGCCACCGCCGCCGUCUUUCUCAUGGCGCAUCCAUGCUUCUCCUCUUCUCUUAAUUUCAACUCAACCUCGCUUUCUCUCUCCUCUCCGAACCCUAGCUCAUCGCCUUCUUCAUCCCUCAAGACAUUCUCAUUCCCGUCCCAAACCCUCCGUUCAGGGUAUGGAUUUUCUAGCAAAACGAAGCAAUCGGACCUCAAGUGUUCUUCCGUGAAAGCUUCGCACGCGCCGGAGUCUUACGCUCCGGCAAGGAGCUCGCGAAAUGGUGUUUGGUCGAUUAGGGACGAUUUGCAAAUUCCUUCAUCGCCAUACUUUCCAGUUAAGGCGCAAGGGUCACUGGCUCCAAUGGUUCACGAGCAAUUUAUGAGUGCCGUCGGCCAGCUUCUUCAAUAUAGGAUAAUACGAUGCGGUGGAUCUGUGGAGGAUGACAUGGCAAACAUAAUUGUAGCUCAGUUGCUCUAUCUGGAUGCUGUGGAUCCCACUAAGGAUAUAGUCAUGUAUGUGAACUCUCCAGGAGGAUCGGUUACUGCUGGUAUGGCAAUAUUUGACACAAUGAAGCAUAUUCGGGCAGAUGUCUCAACUGUAUGUGUCGGACUUGCAGCUAGCAUGGGAGCUUUUAUUCUUGGUGCUGGUACUAAAGGUAAAAGAUAUAGCCUACCAAAUACGAGAAUAAUGAUCCAUCAGCCUUUAGGUCAAGUACAAGGUCGGCAGGCGGACAUAGAAGUUCAGGCUACUGAAAUGUUGCAUCACAAAUCGGUUUUAGCCAGUUAUUUAGCCUACCAGACGGGCCAAAGCCUAGAGAAAAUCAACAAAGACACUGAACUCGAUUUCUUCAUGAGUGCUACAGAAGCCAAAGAGUAUGGGCUCAUAGAUGCUGUCAUCUCAAACCCUCUUAAAGCCCUACAACCACUUGCAGCAGCUUAAUGAACUUUCUUGAUAAGUCUUUUGAGUGGCACGUGAUUUGAAUUUCUAAGGUGUGAUCAGUUUUCAGUCUCAGUUGUGGUUGUUUUGAGUUGUUCCCAACUGUUUCUUACAAACAUCCGAGUUUAUUGAAGAACUUUUCGUAGCGAAUUUAAAUUUAUUUGGCCUGUUGAUUGAGAAUUUCUAACAUUCACUGUGUGAGAUGAAAGCGUUUGAUAAAUUCACUUUGGGCACUAUCCUGCGAUUCUCUCGUGUUGUUAGGUUAACUUUGG